AUGGUGCAUGCUGACGCUGCGGGACUGCCCCAGGAUGUCGCUUCCAAAGAGCAGUUUUACGCGCAUAUCCAGCUGCAAAUUGCAGCGCUGCUUGAUGGGCAGCAAAAUUGGGUGACCAACCUUGCGAAUGCAAGUUCUGUACUAUACAACACCAUGAACAGAUUCUCCGCAUGGAAGGAGAAGCGUGUAAACUGGGCAGGAUUCUAUCUGCUGGCGCCACUGUUUCCAGGCGCGUCUGCAAUGCCGCCCAAACCCACGUUGUGGCUCGGCCCAUUUUGUGGCCUUCCUGCGUGCCAAGCUAUUCCAUCCGUCAUUGGCCGUGGUGUAUGUGCAGACGGCAGUGCAAAGUUGCCUCCAGCCACCGUCUGUGUUCCGCGCACAGACGAUUACCGUACGUAUCGCCGCUUUCUAACGCUAGCGGGCCACAUUGCGUGUGACUCCAUGUCCCAAUCAGAAAUUGUCGUACCCAUAAUCGUGCCGCGCGCAAGACUCUCUUCCAGCGCACAGGCGGCUCUGCAAGGUCAUGGGCCUCAGGCACUGAUCGAUGCGUGGGCCGGGCGCGGCGAUGGCGAGCAUGUGAUUGUCGGUGUGCUCGACAUCGACUGCGAGGCGGCGAAUGGAUUCGAUCAAGACGAUGUGCUAGCGUUGGAACGCAUCGUUGCCGCACUCAGCACCGCUUGUACAUGGUCCUAA
Messenger RNA from Malassezia vespertilionis, 693 nucleotides. RefSeq names its product L-methionine (R)-S-oxide reductase. Bases 1 to 693 code for a protein of 230 amino acids. The record is from RefSeq and is a predicted model, not a curated record. Lineage: Eukaryota; Fungi; Basidiomycota; Malasseziomycetes; Malasseziales; Malasseziaceae. The transcript has 2 exons.